AUGGAUGUAAGCGAUAUCAUUAGAGACGAGGAUCUGGAAGCACCAGCGCAAGCAGCAGCACCACCAGCAACAGGUUCAUCAAACCCCGCUGCAGCAGCUGUUGGCAAGCAGAAGCAGAAGCAAGAAGCUACAGCUGGAAUCAAGCGUGGUGCGCAGGAUCUAAUGGCUGAGAUGCUGCCAAGUGGCACCAGUCGGGGGUCGAGAAACAUGCUGAAGCGGAAGGCAAAGAGCAUGAGCAGGGACGGGGGGAAGAGAGGAGGGGCACAUGGUGGGGGGUGGGGGAGGUGGAUGAGGAUGAGGAUGGAGGGGAAGGGGAGCGGGAGGCAGGAAAAAGAUGCGGACAAAGAGUGUGGUUCAGAUGGGAAGGAGGACAAUAAGUGUGGGAGAGUCCGCGUCUGGGGGCAAGCUUGCUGCUACUGCUGGGGUUGUGUGAAGGAGGAGGCAGGAGAAGGGGGCGGGAAGGGGGGGGAGGAUAACCGAGCUGAACGAUCCGGAUUUGACUUGAACGAGUUGCUGGUCUGUAAAGUGGAGGACACUGAAGCGAGUGUGACGAAUCAAGAGGGCGUCAUUAACCAAAAUUCUGGAGGGAGGGCGCGUAUGGGCUUGGACUUACAUCUCUCUGACGGCAUGCAAUCAGAAGAGAUGGGAGAGGGGGUGGUACGAAAUUUGGGGAAUGAAAAGAGUAUUGAGGGGAUUAAGGUAGAAGCCAACACGGAUGAGGCUGAAGAGAAGAGCAAGCGUGAGGGAAGUGAGAAAGCUGUGGGAAAGGGGUUGGACUUGAACAUGGAAGUUUCCGAGGAAGCAAAUGAGGGGAAACAUGUGGAUGGGGGGGAAGUGGCUGAGGAGAAGAAUGGAGAAGAGAAGGAGAGUGCGCUGGUGGUGGCACAACGUGUGAGGGCGGCGGAGAAAGGUGCAACGGCGACGAUGGAAUCUGCAAGGAAGGCACAGUUAGCUAUAGAAGCUGCCAGGAAGGCACAGGCGGAUAAUGAGCUGUUUUUGGAGGACUGUGCCAUUCGGCUGCUGUGCAUCUUCGCUUUGGACAGUGUGGUAGGCGCCAGUGCGGGACAGGUACGUGUGGACAGGCGCUUGAGUGGUGCUCAAAUACCUGCCCUCCAGGGCUGUUGCACGCACACACUUGAUGUGCUGCUGCAAAUGCAG
Messenger RNA from Closterium sp. NIES-65, 1158 nucleotides. Lineage: Eukaryota; Viridiplantae; Streptophyta; Zygnematophyceae; Desmidiales; Closteriaceae. The record is from the annotation of a GenBank genome assembly.